AUGGAUUAUGAUAACUAUGGAGACGGCGGCUUCAACGCUGAUGCUCAGUACACGGAUUAUAAUAACUCUCAACGUCAGCAAACGAGAUCUUCCUUGAGCCCCGUGACCAUCAAAGAGAUCAACGAGGCUACCCAGCCUGUUCCUGAUGGCGAGUUCGUGAUUCACAACGUGUCUUUGAACAUGGUAUCGUUCAUUGGUGUCAUCAGAAAGGUUGAGAGCAGUAGCAGUGCUAUUACUAUCACUGUUGAGGACGGUACUGGCUCCAUGGAUGUGAAGAGAUGGAUUGAUGAGAAGAUAGCCACUCCAGCAGAGGAGGCUGAGAAAUUCUCUGCUUUGGAAAAUAAGUACGUGUACAUCACCGGUGCUUUAAAAGAAUUCAAUUCUAAAAAGAGUAUCCAGCAUGCUACAAUUCGUGAAAUCGUCGAUCACAACGAAGUCGCCUAUCAUAUGCUCUACGCUAUCUCCAACCACUUGGAGGCUCAGGGUAUCUUGAGCAAGGGUGGCGUCCAGAAGAAGGAAGAAAAUGGUCUUUUUGUUCAGGACAAUGACCACGGAGCGAACGGCGCUUCGGACGUUACCAAAAGAAUUGAGAAAGUUAUCGAUGACAACACCGGCUCCAUGCAAGAGGGUGUUCCGAUUUCUUGGAUCAGUGACACUUUGGGCGUUCCAAUCGAUGUGGUGAGAGAGAAAUGCCAGCAUUUGUCUGAACAAGGAAAGAUCUACCAGGGAUAUGACGAGGGUUCAUUUUUGAGUGUAUAA
Molecule: messenger RNA, 759 nt
Organism: Candidozyma duobushaemuli
Lineage: Eukaryota; Fungi; Ascomycota; Pichiomycetes; Serinales; Metschnikowiaceae
Gene: RFA2
Product: Rfa2p
Exons: 1
Coding region: 1-759 (252 amino acids)
Biological process (GO): nucleotide-excision repair; DNA replication; double-strand break repair via homologous recombination
Cellular component (GO): nucleus; DNA replication factor A complex; site of double-strand break
Molecular function (GO): DNA binding
Source: RefSeq, a predicted model, not a curated record